Messenger RNA from Jaculus jaculus (lesser Egyptian jerboa), 1356 nucleotides. RefSeq names its product keratin, type I cuticular Ha2. The transcript is spliced from 7 exons. Gene Ontology annotation, molecular function: structural molecule activity. The record is from RefSeq and is a predicted model, not a curated record. Bases 1 to 1356 code for a protein of 451 amino acids. NCBI's taxonomy places the organism in Eukaryota, Metazoa, Chordata, Mammalia, Rodentia, Dipodidae.
AUGACAUCCAACUGCUGCGUUACUAAUUCCUCAUCAACUUCGGUCAAGAACUGUGCCCGGCCUUCGUCCAUCUGCUCUGCUAACAUGGGCUGCAGGACAGAGCUCUGCCUGGGUUAUGUGUGCCAGCCCAUGAAAUGCAUGCCAUCCAUCUGCAUGCCUACUGCCUACCGGCCAGCCAGCUGUCUCUCGAAGACCUACCUGUCCAGCUCCUGUCAGCCCAGCAACUGCCGGCCGGCCGUCUCCAGUUCCAUGGGGACCUACAGCUGGUUCUCCGAGGGCGCCUUCAACGGCAGCGAGAAGGAGACCAUGCAGGUCCUGAACGACCGCCUGGCCAGCUACCUGGAGAAGGUUCGGCAGCUGGAGAGGGAGAACGCCGAGCUGGAGAGCAAGAUCCAGGAGGUCUUCCAGGGUCAGGAGCUGACCAUGUGUCCUGACUACCAGUCCUACUUCCAGACCAUCGAGGAUCUCCAGCAGAAGGUUCUGUGCACCAAGGCUGAGAAUGCCAGGAUGAUCGUGCACAUUGACAAUGCCAAGCUGGCUGCGGAUGACUUCAGGACCAAGUACGAGACGGAGCUGGCCCUGCGGCAGCUGGUGGAGGCAGAUACCAACGGCCUGCGCAGGAUCCUGGACGAUCUGACCCUCAACAAGGCUGACCUGGAGGCGCAGGUGGAGUCCCUGAAGGAGGAGCUGCUGUGUCUCAAGAGGAGCCAUGAGGAGGAAGUUGGUGUCCUCCGACAACAGCUUGGUGACCGCCUCAACAUUGAGGUGGAUGCUGCGCCCCCUGUGGACCUGACAAGGAUGUUGGAGGAGAUGCGAUGUCAGUAUGAGGCCAUGGUGGAGACCAACCGCAGAGACGUGGAGGAAUGGUUCAACAUGCAGAUGGACGAGCUUAACAAGCAAGUGGCCACAAGCUCCGAGCAGCUUCAGAGCUACCAGUCGGACAUCAUUGAUCUGAGGCGAACAGUCAACACGCUGGAGAUCGAGCUGCAGGCUCAACACAGCCUGAGGGACUCUCUGGAAAACACCCUGACAGAGACGGAGGCCCGCUACAGCUCCCAGCUGGGUCAAAUGCAGUGCAUGAUCACCAGCGUGGAGUCCCAGCUGUCCGACAUCCGCUGUGACCUGGAGCGGCAGAACCACGAGUACCAGGUGCUGCUGGACGUGAAGGCCCGGCUGGAGGGCGAGAUCAACACGUACCGAGGCCUGCUGGAGAGCGAGGACAGCAAGCUGCCCGGCCACCCCUGCUCCACUCCCUCCUGCGGGCCCUGCGCGCCCUCCCCCGGGGUGCCCCGUUCAGUCUGUGCGCCCCACACUGUCUGCGUGCCUUGCUCCCCCGGCCUCCAGAGCCGCUACUGA